This is a messenger RNA of Argiope bruennichi, 485 nucleotides long. RefSeq lists its product as uncharacterized. Bases 37 to 432 code for a protein of 131 amino acids. The record is from RefSeq and is a predicted model, not a curated record. Lineage: Eukaryota; Metazoa; Arthropoda; Arachnida; Araneae; Araneidae. The transcript has 6 exons.
UUUUAAUAAGACGGUCCUUUAAGUUAGUUUAUCAAGAUGCGUUUCAUCUUGUUAGUUGCUUUGCAGAUAUUGCUAGUAUUUGUAUUUGCUUUUGCCGAUGUGGAAAAACAAGCCAAAGAAAUGAGAGAGCUACUUUGUGAAGGAGGACCGGUAGCAGAUGUAAUUGUUGGAUGCUUGGAUGAAUUGAAUUAUACAUCGUCUGAAGAUACAAUCCAAAAAUGUUACAAAGGAUUUGAUGAGAAAAUAAAUGGUGCAAAUAUGAAGAAUUGGUAUUGCAAUAAUACAAUGGAAACUCUCAUUGAAGGAGAUGAAUGUAUCGAAAAAACUUUGAAGGAGAAAGACAACGCUGAAACUGUUAAAGCAGAGCUGUUAGAUCAGUUGAAGAGAUGCGUCGAGACGAGCUUAGUUGGUGGAGAAGGAUACAGAAAAUGAUGGAUUUUCUUCCACUUCCACUCUACUCUACUAGAAUAUUUGAAUAUUAUUCC